This is a messenger RNA of Astrephomene gubernaculifera, 1024 nucleotides long. Lineage: Eukaryota; Viridiplantae; Chlorophyta; Chlorophyceae; Chlamydomonadales; Astrephomenaceae. The record is from the annotation of a GenBank genome assembly.
AGACGACAUACUUGUGAUCACGUUCUUCUGCUUCCACCUAUUAGUUGAUCCAAAUGCUUUAACUUUCCUGGAUAAUGAUCGCUUUAUCAUGAAGCGUUAUCUAGAUAUUUAAAUAUGCAGAUAGAGCAUCAUUGUAAUGAAGAGCUGGAAACAGCCGGCGGUGCGGCUGGAAUCGGCUGUAACCGAUGCGGCCACUCUGCAAUUGCGGUCAAGGCCCAGUCCCCGAUGCCGGGCUUUAGCCAACGAAUUGCCCUCGCAUCACGUACUUGAAACAUAUGCGACUGAUGGCGUCUUUCCAUUGCCGCGGCGCAACCGAAGCACCUCGUUGCGGUCGUCGCAGCAGCCGCCGUGGGGUGCCUCCUUGGCCCAGGCUGUUUGUCAGCAUGGAGGAGCGCAACCGUCAUUGGCGCCCUCGCCUAUCGCAAUGAACGACGAGGGGCCGAGCGGCCUACCUGGCUCGCACCCACGUGUCCUACUCCCUCCAAUUCAGCUGGUGCAGGACAACGGCAACAGUGCCGCGCCGGGGCGUCCAGAUCCCAGCCGUGAAGCCGGUGCUGCUGUCGGCAGUGAGGGCGAGGCGGAGGUUGAGGAAGGGCCCUACGCGGGCCAGCAUGCCGUACAACGGCGGCUGGGGCGCCGGCGGGAGCAGACCCUGUUGGUUGGACAUUGUGAGGGUGUGUUGCAUGGUGAAGAUGUAUCCGCGCCGGCAGCGCUCGGCAGCCGGUCGCAGCAGCCACCGCACGUAAUCUCGCAUCAGCAGCGGCAGCCGCAGCACCUGCAGGGGGGGAACCGGCAGCCGCCUCCUCCUCCUCCCUCCCCUCCCCAUCACCAACAGGCGCCAACCCCGCUGUGCCCUCCAGAUCACCUUCCCCAGCAGCAGCAGCAGCAGCUCCAACUUAAGGACCAACGACAACUUGCACUGCGGCAAAGACGACAUCAGCGGCGGUUACAGCGGAAGUACAGCACUGCGCUCAUCCACGUACGGCACUGCCUGGCUCGGGCGCUCGCUGCCGCCCCCGACCCG